AUGGCAACAAGUUAUCUUGAGUAUGUCCAUGUGAUAUGGAACUUCUGGGGUGAUUCUGAUGCAGACUCGGCAGAGGAGAUUACUUGGACAUCCUUCAGGACGAGAUUCCUAGAGAAAUACUUCCCGGAUAGUGCCAAACAUGAGAGGGAAGUUGAAUUCCUCACUUUCCAACAAGGGAACCAGACUGUGCUGGCAUACACAGACAGGUUUGAGUACUUGGCGAUAUUUUAUUCGCCCGUUGUUACCGAGGAGUGGAGGUGCAGAAAGUACGAGGGUGGUUUGAAACAUGAGUUGUGCCAUUUCAUAGUACCACCCCGGAUUAGGGAGUUUCCAGUCUUGGUAGAACAAGCCAAGGCGGUUGAACGACUGGAGAUGAGGCCUAGUAAGGUGGUGCGAUCCCAGAAGACUACUAUAGACACUCGCCAGCAGAAGAAACCAUAUAACAGACCACCAUCUUCUUCUAGGAAACUACAAUGUUUCAACUGUGGUGGAGAGCAUUUGAGGAGGGAUUACCCAAAACCCUCUUGCAGUUCGGGAGGAGGACCUAACAUUGGAGCCACCCAUUUGUUCGUGUCUAAUGAAUGUGUGAGGAGGCUCAGACUUGUGCUGCGAGAGUUGGGGUGCGAGCUGAUAGUUGCGACACCAGCAUCUGGCGAGGUAUCCAUCACAUCUAUGUGUGUGGGAUGCCUUAUGGAAGUGGCAGGCUGCAGGUUCAAGGUGACUCUCAUCUACUUGCCAAUGGAGGGCUUGGAUGUGAUUCUGGGAAUGGAUCGGUUGUUGGUCAAUCAUAUUGUUAUCGAUUGUAGGAGUCGCAGUGUGAUUUUUCCAGAGAGUAUGGGGCUGGAGUUGAUCUCAGCUUAG
Molecule: messenger RNA, 861 nt
Organism: Vigna unguiculata (cowpea)
Lineage: Eukaryota; Viridiplantae; Streptophyta; Magnoliopsida; Fabales; Fabaceae
Source: RefSeq, a predicted model, not a curated record